Macrobrachium nipponense is the source of this 858-nucleotide messenger RNA. RefSeq lists its product as uncharacterized. The record is from RefSeq and is a predicted model, not a curated record. The coding region runs from base 1 to 858 and encodes 285 amino acids. NCBI's taxonomy places the organism in Eukaryota, Metazoa, Arthropoda, Malacostraca, Decapoda, Palaemonidae. The transcript has 4 exons.
AUGAUCGCAACUUCACCUCCCAUACUUCCGUUCUCCACUAACUCCAACUCCAAAAUCUCCUACCCUCCACCCAUUGCACUCCUCCAGUUCCAGCUCUCACAACCCUCGACCACCUACACUCCACCCCCCCUUCCAAACAACCCAACCCCUCCCCCCCUCUGCGUUCUACAGCCCCAACCUCCACCCACCUCUGUUAGUCAACCAUCCCCACCCCUUAUUUUCAACAUUCCAACUCCAUUCCAUCCUCGCGCACACCACCAACAUUCACCCCUUCCCUUCCCCCGCACGGUUUACCACCCUCCUCCAACUCCCCACCCCCUCCGCACUCUACCAGCUCCUAAUUCUCCAAUCGCCCUUCAGUACUUUAGCAACGCUACAUCGCCACGCUCACCCCAUCUGAGCUCUCCACCAACUCCAACGCUCCAACAUGCUCUUGCACUCCACCCCUUCCUCCAACAACCCCCUCCCUUUCGGACGAGGAUUCAAAAGGAUCUGGAGCCAGCGGCUCGCUCUCAGAACGACUUUGGGGCUCAGAAGAACACCAGACCUAAGACAGGUCAGAUCUCCUCCUGCACCCGCCAGAUGCCGCUUUCUCAUCCUUUGUCUGCUUCCCCCUGCUCUUUCUGGGAAAGUCCCAAGUAUAUUCUUAAAAAGUCCAAUGUGCAUGGAAACAUCAAGGAGAAGACUACGAGCCUCAGGAAUCCAGAGUUAAUAGUCCAACCCAUGAGAUCUGACCAAAACAAGAUCGGAAGUGUAGUACCUGGUUCCGCCCAUGUACAAACUCACUCGACCUCCAUGCUCUUGGUCACGGAUACAAGAGCAGCUGAGCUCACACAUCGUGCCGUCUCCAAAAAGUGA